AGUCGUCGCCAUGAAAUGAAAGUGACCUCAGGACUAUCGCCGGGUUUGUUGCUUGUGUUUCUCUUCCUCAGCCAAGCCAUACUCCCUCCAUUGAAAGUACCGUUCGUCGUGCCUGCGCGCGGCUAACACAAGGAGGAGGAGGCUGAGGCGACGGCAGCAGCAUUGAAGCGGGGGCACAGAUUUCUUGAAGCCCACGUCACGCAUCAGCUUUCAUGGAGAGACAGAGGAAACUGAAAGCUUCACCGGCAAUCCUCCGCCGCCGCGUUUCCGCCUGAUACCCGGACGAACAGGCGGAGGCGGCAGCACGGCUCGCGUGAACGUCACGUCCGGCGGCGCGCGCCACGAGGCGUGAGAGCCAGCGCUGCAGUCUGCAGUCGAUCUCUGCUGUGCCUAGCUACACGACACCCAUGGAGUCUCGGCGAUCGCGUGGUCUUGCGAGGUUUUCCAGGCAGGUCCAUGCCCUCUUCCUCAAGAACCUUUCUUUCCAGAGGAGGAACGCGAGGACGAACGCCGCGAUCGCCGCGUUCCCGGUGCUGCUCUGCGUGCUCCUCGUCUCCAUCCAGCACGUGGUGGACAGCGAGCUGGAGCGGCCUCCGUUCCGCUGCGGCUGCGCCGGCGCGGAUCAGUGCGGCAUCCAGCACUCCACGCCCAUCCAGGCGCUCGCCUGCGCCGUGCCCGUGCCGCCGAGGUGGCCGGCGCUGCUGCAGGUGCCGGCCACCGAGGCGCGCGCACUCACGCGCCUCCGCCCGCGCCCGUGCAAGGCGCCGGAGAACUGCCCCGCCACCGUGCUUCUCACCGGCCAGAACCGCCUGCUUGCCCAAGGCCUUGGAAGCUUGCUGUUCCCACCUCUCCCUCCACAGUACGCCCGACGCAUGCCUGGUGCUGCUGCUGCUGCUUCGAAUUCCUCGGACUAUCUGGAUUUGUUCUCGGCAGUAGUUCCUGGUUCAAGCUCGCUGCCGGCACAUGUGCUCUUCAUCGAACCGGGCCUCGUUCCAGAAGAGACGCUGUAUCUGCUCCAACCAAAUUGCUGGUCAGAGACACGCAAUAUUUCAGCACAUUUUGAUGGGAUACCAAUAGAAUCUGAACUGCAGUGCGUUCAGGCUCUGUCGUCGUGGUGCGACAAUUCGUCGGUGAUCAAUCGCCAAAUGUUCAUGGGCUACAAGGGUGGUGAUAGGAGGCGAAGAUCUAACGAGUUCCUCGCUGGCUAUGACUUCCUCGACACAAGCAAGAGGCGCUUCCAUGUAUACGUCUGGUACAACUCCAGCUUCAGCAGGGACAAUGGGCACCAUUCCAUGACGGUUUUGCGUGUUUCACGGUUGGUUAACAUGGCGUCCACUGCAUAUCUGAACUUGUUAUUAAAAGGAGGGACUACAGAAAUGCGCCUGGAGUUUCUGAAAGAGAUGCCCAAAGCUGCAAUCAAAAUGCGGCUGGACCUCACCACUCUCCUGGACGCCCUCUUCUUCACCUGGACGGUUCAGCUCCUCCUUCCAGUAAUGUUGACAUACCUUGUCUACGAGAAGCAGCAGAGGCUAAGACUAAUGAUGAAGAUGCACGGGCUGAAGGACGCGCCUUACUGGCUGAUAUCCUACGCCUAUUUCCUGGCCCUUUCAGCAGCCUACAUGGCGUUCUUCACCAUCUCUGGGUCCAUCAUAGGGCUGGACAUAUUCAGGCUAAAUAGCUACGGCAUACAGUCUCUGUUCUACUUCGUGUGUAUCAACCUGCAGAUCGUGCUUGCUUUCCUGCUCGCAACUUUCUUCUCGUCUGUCAGGACUGCUAGCGUGAUCGGCUACAUGUAUGUCUUCGGCUCCAGCCUUCUUGGCGAAGCGCUUCUGAAGGUAUUCAUCGAGGACGCAACCUUCCCAAGGCGUUGGCUUGUAGCAAUGGAGCUUGUUCCCGGGUUCUCCCUGUACCGAGGGAUCUACGAGCUUGCCGAGUACGCCGCGGCAGGGAGGAACAUGGGAAAACCCGGGAUGCGAUGGGGGGACAUGGACGACCCGGUGAACGGGAUGAGAGGCGUCUUGGUGGUGAUGUCUGUCGAAUGGAUCGUUCUCCUCCUCGUAGCGUUCUUGCUGGACCGUAGGCCUGCGUGGCAGCCUCUGUUUCUGUUCGGGUUCCUGUCGACGAAACACUCCUCGCCGUCAGAGAGACAGAAGAAGGAGUCCAGGAGGGUCCAUGUGUACGGGACGAAGCCUGACGUGUCUCUAGAGCGCAAGGUGGUGAGACGGUUGUUGAAGGACAUGGACAUGGGGGAUAUGAUCAUCUGCAAUAAUCUGAAGAAGGUGUAUCCUGGAAAGAACGGGAACCCUGACAAGCAUGCCGUCAGAGGAUUGUCGCUGGCUCUGCGCAAAGGGCAGUGUUUCGGGAUGCUGGGUCCCAAUGGCGCAGGGAAGACAUCCUUCAUCAACAUGAUGAUUGGCCUCGUGAAACCGACGUAUGGAACUGCCUACGUGCAUGGAAUGGAUCUGAGGACAGAGAUGAACGAAAUAUACACGAGUAUCGGUGUAUGUCCACAGCACGACUUGCUGUGGGAGCCUCUGACAGGACGGGAGCAUCUGAUGUUCUAUGGCCGGAUGAAGAAUCUCACAGGUGCUGCUCUAACACAGGCAGUGGAGGACUCCCUGAAGAGCGUGAACCUAUUCCACAGCGGCUUCGGCGACAAAUCUGUGAGCAAGUACAGCGGCGGGAUGAAGAGGAGGCUCAGCGUCGCCGUCGCUCUCAUAGGCAGCCCUAAGGUUGUGUACAUGGACGAGCCAAGCACUGGGCUGGACUCGAGGUCCAGGAGCGAUCUAUGGAGCAUCAUCAGGCGAGCAAAGAAAGACUGCACCAUCAUUCUUACCACACAUUCCAUGGAGGAGGCUGAGCAGCUGUGCGAUCGCAUCGGCAUCUUCAUCAACGGCAGCUUCCACUGCAUUGGAACUCCCAAGGAGCUGAAGGCGAGGUAUGGCGGCACCCGGAUCCUGACGAUCACGACCUCGCCGGAGCACGAGGAAGCGGUGGAGCUGAUCGUGAGCCGGCUGGCGCCCGGAUACAGCAGGAUCUACAGCGUGUCCGGGACUCAGAAGUUCGCGCUGCCCCGGCGGGAGGUGGGGUUGGGGUGCGUCUUCGGCGCAGUGGAGGUGGCGCGGCGAGAGUUCCCGGUGCUGGGGUGGGGCGUGGCGGACGCCACGCUGGAGGACGUGUUCGUCAGGGUGGCCAAGGAGGCCCGGGCGUUCCACGUUCUGUCCUAGCUAGUCACUGCUCGGUUCGCUCUUAGAAAUGGAAAAUGUACAGGUUAUGGCUUGUUCGUUAACAUUAAUUCAUAUGGAUUGGAUGAUGUUGAGACGGUUUAAAUUCA
This is a messenger RNA of Zea mays, 3334 nucleotides long. RefSeq lists its product as uncharacterized. Lineage: Eukaryota; Viridiplantae; Streptophyta; Magnoliopsida; Poales; Poaceae. Gene Ontology annotation, biological process: lipid transport; transmembrane transport. Gene Ontology annotation, cellular component: membrane; intracellular membrane-bounded organelle. The transcript is spliced from 19 exons. Bases 408 to 3227 code for a protein of 939 amino acids. Gene Ontology annotation, molecular function: lipid carrier activity; ATP hydrolysis activity; ABC-type transporter activity. The record is from RefSeq and is a predicted model, not a curated record.